Aspergillus puulaauensis is the source of this 843-nucleotide messenger RNA. RefSeq lists its product as uncharacterized. The transcript has a single exon. The record is from RefSeq and is a predicted model, not a curated record. The coding region runs from base 1 to 843 and encodes 280 amino acids. NCBI's taxonomy places the organism in Eukaryota, Fungi, Ascomycota, Eurotiomycetes, Eurotiales, Aspergillaceae.
AUGUCACAGAAUACAAAGAAGAAUCCUACGGAGGAUACACCGGCCGGGAAUGCCUCUCCCACCCCCGCGGCGAAGCGCAAGCCCCCUAAGCUCAGACAAAAGCCGCCCGCCGAGGCAACGCCAGACGAUUCUGGCACCCCCGGGAGCUCUGGUACCCCUCAGCCUGAACGGAACGAUAAUGUAGGAGACGACAAGAAUCCAAUGGGAAAUGAGACUCCUGCAAAUGACCAAGAGAACGAGGACGGGCCCCAAGACAAAGCUCAGGAGGACGCCGAAGAUGAUAACAAGAAGGAUAAACAACCUCGCGAAGAGACAGCUGAUAAUGAGGAACCGGAAGAUGAUGAACCCGAAGAUGAUAAACCCGAAGAUGAUGAACCAGAGGAUGACGAACCGGACGAUGAUGAGGACGAGCCUCUACCAGAGUCCCCGCCAACUGAAGAAAUAGGUUCUCCAGAGCCAGAGCUUGAGGAGGAACCUGAACCUCCCAAACGACACCACCGUCCAAGGCGGACCGUCACGCUUGAUCGUGAAAGGAAUGCACCCCCAGAGGUCUGGAAUAGAAACAAACAGGACCAAUCCGGUCAGCAGCUUGCGCGUCUGGAUGAUGUUGGGCAGACCACCGACCAGGUUGGGGAGCUUGCACAGGACGUCGGUGGGAAGGCAGUUGGUGAAGUUGGGAACACGGCAGGGAAGGCUGUAGGUAGUGCCCUUGGUGGACAGUCCGGUGGUGAGGAAGACAAGGGAAAGGAGGAGCAAUUGAGACUGCGACUAGACAUAAACCUGGACAUCGAGGUCCAGCUCAAGGCAAAGAUACAUGGAGAUUUGACGCUCCAGCUGCUGUGA